Molecule: messenger RNA, 5777 nt
Organism: Vicia villosa (hairy vetch)
Lineage: Eukaryota; Viridiplantae; Streptophyta; Magnoliopsida; Fabales; Fabaceae
Product: putative disease resistance protein At3g14460
Exons: 3
Coding region: 1329-2696 (455 amino acids)
Source: RefSeq, a predicted model, not a curated record
AUGCAAAUGCAGCCAAUCCCUUCCCGAGAUUUUUCUGAUCCACUUGAUAAGAUACUUACCCGUCUCUUCUUUCAUAACGUAGACUUACAAAAAUUCAAAGAGUUUUGUUCACAUUUCUUUCCAAAGCUAUUCUUCAUCUUCUUCUUCUUACAAACAAAGUAAGUAAUGGAUGCUAUUCAGAAAGAAACACUUUUGUCACUCUCAAAUUCUGUGAAACUUUUGUUAGAAAAGAUUGAUUCUAAGCUCGUCGACAACAUCAAGAUGAUGAAUCUUGACGUUUCACUCCUGGAAAAGGUGCAGCAAACACUGGUGGAUCUUGAAGGUGUACUUUAUCAUGCUAGCAACAAACUCAUCCCCUGUCAAGCUAACAACAAAUCGCUCAAUUUCUUGAGACGUCUUGUUUUUGAAGUUGCCUAUUUGCUUGACGAAAGCCACUUUUUACGGUAUCCCGCAAUUACUGCUAAACUGCUCGAAAUUCAUUCUCGUUUGCCUUUUCUCAUUGAAGUGAUUAAAUCUAAUUCUCAACAUUUAAUUCAAAUAUUAGAAGGCUUAAGUUCAGGAGAACAACUUGGUGAAGAUGAAUCUUCUAUUUAUGGAAGAGACGCUGAUAUUCAGAAACUUAUACAUCUUUUGUUUUCUAGUAAAAUCAGAGUGAUUUCUAUUGUUGGUAUGGGAGGGAUUGGUAAAACAGCCCUUGCUAAACACCUUUUCAAUCUUCCUCUAGUUAAGGCCAAAUUUCAGUUAAAACGAUGGGCAGAUUUCUCAGAAGGUGUUGACGAUGUCAGCCUUUAUGAAUCCAUUCUUAGAUCUAUUACUUCAAAAACAACCAUUAAUGGCGUUUACCCAAUCUUUUUGCUAGUAUUGGAUGGUGUGUGGGAUGAAAGAUCUGUCAAUUGGACAUCACUGAUGAAUAUCUUGAAUGCUGGGGAAACACAGAGUAGAAUCAUUGUCACUACACGAGAUGAAAGAGUUGCAAUAUCCAUGAAAACCUUUCUUUCUCUCCACUAUCUCAGACCCUUGGAAGUUCAAGAUUGCUGGUCUUUACUUGUCGAACACGCAUUUGGAGGACAUGGCUACCAUCGGCUAUCCUAUCUGGACGACAUUGUCACAUUUAGAAAAGAAAUGCGAGAAAAAAUUGCAAAAAAGUGUGAUGGAUUACCGCUAGCUGCUGUAGAACAUGGGAUUGUGGUACUACUUUUUCGGAUCCCCGAAAUCAAAGUACUGUACUAGAACACUUGCAACCCUCAACAAAUUUGAAAAGUCUCACCAUCAAAGGCUAUGGUGGAGUCGGCAUUCCAAAUUGGUUGGGUGAUUCUUUAUAUGAUAGUAUGGUGUAUUUAAGGAUCUCGAAUUGUGAUAACUGUAUUUGGCUUCCACCCCUUGGACAAUUGGGUAAUUUGAAAGAACUCAAUAUUGAUUCGAUGCUUUCAAUAAAAAGUGUUGGUAUAGAGUUCUAUGGAAGUGAUGGUUCUGCUUCAUUUCAACCAUUUCCCUCCUUGGAGACUCUACACUUUGAGGAUAUGCCUGAGUGGGAGGAAUGGAAUGUGAUUGGAGGCCCGACGACUAUGAAUUUUCCUAGUCUCAAACAUUUGUUGCUAAGUAAAUGUCCUAAACUGCAGGGAAAUAUACCUUACAAACUUCCUUCCUUAACUGAACUUGAGUUAAAAGGAUGUCCUUUACUGGUGGAAUCAAGACAUUCAGAUGAUAAUAACAAUAUCAUAAUUAUAGCUCCAAUUUCAGAUGUAUUCAACAGAUUGAUGCUCCCUCUCAAUUCUCUUCAUCAGUUGACCAUAGACGACUUUCCAUGUCUAACGUCUUUCCCAACAGCCGGCCUACCAAGAACCUUGAAAUUUCUCUUAAUUAGUAAUUGUGAGAAUCUAGAGUUUCUACCUCAUGAGUGCUUGCACAAUUACACAUCGCUCGAGGAAUUGAAAAUAUCUUAUAGUUGUAAUUCAAUGAUAUCAUUUAGCUUGGGUGUUUUCCCUGUCCUCAAGAGUCUGUUUAUCGAGGGUUGUAUAAAUCUAAAAUCGAUAUUAAUUGCAGAAGAUGUGUCACAAAAGAGUCUGUCAUUUCUUAGAAGUAUCAAAAUAUGGGAUUGUAAUGAACUUGAGGUAUUUCCCCCUGGUGGAUUGACCACUCCAAACCUCGUUUAUUUUGCACUGUGGAAGUGUGAGAAGCUUCCUUCACUACCAAAAGCAAUGAACACUCUAACCUACCUUCAAGAAAUGGAAAUUGAUAAUCUACCAAAUCUUCAAUCUUUUUCCAUAAAUGAUUUACCUAGCGGCUUACAAGAACUGACUAUUGGUUCUGUAGGAGGGAUUAUGCGGAUUACUGGGCCAACUUGGAAAUAUCUCACCUGUCUUUUAGUGUUGCGGGUUAACAGCGAUGAUUUGGUGAACAUGAUGAUGGGGCCUUUUCUACCCGCAUCGCUUUUGACUCUAUGCAUCUAUGAUUUUAAUGAUGCAGUCAUUGGCGGGAAGUGUUUUCAACAUCUAAACUCUCUCCAAAAACUUGAAAUUGUUAAUGCUCCCAAACUCAAGUCAUUGCCAAAAGAGGGAUUGCCUUCCUCUCUGUAUGUACUGAGCAUCACUCGUUGUCCUCUACUGGAAGCAAGAUUGCAGAAGAAGCGAGGGAAAGAAUGGCGUAAGAUUGCUCGCAUUCCCUUCAUAAUCAUCAAUGACAAAAUGAUCACAUGAGUUUCCUGUCCUGUCUGUCUGGAAUUAUGUUCUGUGCCCAAUCUUGCUGCUGCAAGAAACCAAAUUCGUACUCACACAACCUGCACAGAAGUCCAGUAAAUGUUUAACUAAUCAUGAACAUACGAAAAGGAGAAACAACAACUGACUGGAAAUAUGUCAGGUACUCUUUUUGUAUAUAUGACUUCAUAUAUAUCUUAAUGAAUUGGUUUUGAUGCAUUGAGUAUAUCUUGUGAUAGACUAUUUCAAUUCAAAAUGAACUAUAGACCUUUCCGAAUCCAUUAUCUUCCUUGAUAUUUCAUCUUUGGGGCCCCCCUCAUGGCAUCGCUGAAAGUAAGUGGGAAGAUUAGUUUUCAGUCCAAACAGGAUUUCUUAUGCCACUUGUUCAAUUUCUGAAACAUAAGUGUAAUAAAAUAAUGUUAAUCUACAAAAACCAUUUGGAGUUUGAUUAACCUGUCUCAAUUAAGCGAUCGACUUUAACAGAACAACAUGAGAUUAUAUAUUAUAAAUAGAUUAAUAGAUGUUACAAUGGCAGAUUCAGAAAAGGAGUUUUAAAUAUGUCUUCUGUUUUCUGAAAAUAUGUGUGAUUUUGGCAUGUCUUAUAUGGUUGUUGUUUUUAACAUGUUUUCUUACAGUUCUGAAGUAGAUAAAUUCGUAGAUUCAUGCACGGCUUGUGGUGUGACUUCAAAAGGAUUUUGCAAAAAUUGGUUGUAUCAAGCAUUACAGUCAAAAUCGAGUGUUGGGUCAUAGGAUCAUACAAUCCUAUUUGUCACGGCUGCUGGAGCAUGCUGCAAUCGGUAUUAGAGUUUGACCUAACUCACCUUACAAAACCGGUUGGUAAGGUGAGAAGUGUCGCUCUAUAUAUAUUCUUUGAAAGCUCUAUCUCUAGCCAAUGUGGGACUUUAGGAUCUUCCUAAUACACCCCCUCACGCCCAGCACUCUUUUGGGCUUGGUGCGUGGAUAUUAAUGGUGGGCGGCCCAUGGUCCGAUCGAUAGGCUCUGAUACCAUGUUAAGAAGUGUGGUUAGGCCUAACUCACACUUCUUAACAUGGUAUCAGAGCCUUGGUUUAAGAUCCAGUGGGCCACCUUCUAUGGUUUCCGCUAUCGGGCCACCCACCAUUUAUUUCCACGCUCCAGUUGUCUAGUCCUGGGCGUGAGGGGGUGUGUUAAGAGUCCCACAUCGGACAAUAUAUGGCCUGAACAUGUCCUUAUAAAGUGGGGGCAAUCCUCACCCUACAAGCCGGUUUUAUAGGGCUGAGUUAGGCCUAACCACACUCCUUAACAAUCGGAACAAGAUCGUUUUUUAUUGUCGGUGUGGUCAGGAUCGAGAUCUCUUAGGAGGAAUGAAACUUAGCAGGAUACUAUCAAGUGUUUGUAUUUGCUCGCUGGAGGUAGAAUGUCGUCAAAUGCUUUUCUCCUCCAAUCCAAUGAUGUCUGGGGAAUAUGCAGGCCUUCGUUGAGAGGUCCUUGACAAAAUCAAUGGCACAUUCGUCCUAUAUUUUAGAAAAGUAGCUUCCAGACCAUGAGGAGUAGAGAGCCAUGCAGGCAAGAGUUCAAUUGAGCAUAGCAACACGAUACCCAGUUCUGUUGCAGACAUUACAGCAGAAUCAUCUUUUCAUUGAUUUCAAAAACACACUCAAAGUUUGAACCAUUCUAUUGACCUAUAAAGAGGACAUGAGUUUAAUUAGUAAUAAUGUCAUUGCUAAGUGGUUCAAAAUCAAGAUGAAGGAGUUUUACAAUAUUUACACUGUAAUAGGUUAUUAGACUGUUAUAUAAUUUUCACUUCUUUUUGGCCAUUACUGAGUUGGCUAUUUCUUGUUAUAUAAUUUCUCCGUUCGGUCAAAAAAAAAGAAAAGAAUAUUCAAUAUUCUCUCCGUUCGGUCAAAAAAAAAAGAAAAGAAUAUUCAAUAUUCUCUCCAUUGUAAUGUUUCAUGUCCUAUAUUAUGAUUAAGAGUCUAAUAGAUGAAUCAUCCAUCAUUUUAAGAAAUGCAAUCUUGUCUCUUAAAAUUCUAAAUCUCUCCACACAGUGUCUAUAUCUUGCACCAAAUUCUAUUCUAGGUUAUUUGAAUUCCUACUUUGAAGUAGUGCUGAACACUUGCUUAACUACUGUCCGAAGUGAGCUGUUCUAGCACAUGUGCUGAUGAUAAAAAUCUGAUAGUUGCUUGCAGGCAUGACAAAACUAUAAGGUUUGUAUAAGAAUUCAAAGAUCCUAGUAAAUCUGAAGAUGUCCUUGACAAAAUUGGAGUUGAAGGUUACAUUUUUGGCUUUGUUGCGUUAGGCGUCCUACUAAUUAUCGUUAAGGUGCGUUGGGAUGAUAAAGUUGAAUCCACCAGAAGGGGUCUGGUUCAUUGGAGAGUGCAAAUGAGUUUGAUUACACUUUUCAUUGCUUUUUAUAAGAAGCUGGUCAACAAAGAAAGUGCUCUUGUCCUUAAAGUUCUUUCUGCACAACAACUCUAACUUCAAUAUGUUCUAAUACAUUCUUACCAGUAUUUCAACAAGGAAUUAAUUCUUUCAAGAGGAGCUUGAUCUGUUUCGUUAUUCAUCGGCAGUGGUUAUUGAAUUAUUGAAAGAAGCAACCAUGGGUUUAGUGUUGUUUUUGUUAACUUCUAAAUAGCAAUGUAGUGAUUAUUAGUAGGAUCAGACAUGAAUUGACUCAACCACUAAAUAGCAAAGGCAGUACAUGGUCUAAUAAGGUGAGAUAAAGUAAUAUACCUACAAGAAGACAAUAAGAAUCUAUAUUUUCAAGAAUUGGACUAUCAUCUAGAUGGAGCUUGAUGAAAGGAUCCAAUGUAGUGCUUGUCGGUUUACAAUUAUCCAUGCUAGAGUCAGAAAUCAAAGCCAAGUGAUACGAAGCUUCAGUGUGAAAAGAUAGCAAUUUUACAAACUAGAGUCUGUUAUUCUGAGAUAGUUCAGGUUCGUUGAGAUCACUGUUGGACAAAUCUACCUCUCCAGCUGAAAAAUACAAACCUAGCAUAAACGGAAUAGAGACACUGUCAAGCCUUGUGGUUUUCAUUUAUAAGAGAACAAAGCAUUAACAAUGGAGAUAAUCAAUGUUUUCUAAGGGACUACAAUGACUAAAACUCA